This is a messenger RNA of Papaver somniferum (opium poppy), 3777 nucleotides long. Its product is annotated as exportin-4-like. Gene Ontology annotation, biological process: protein export from nucleus. The coding region runs from base 187 to 3663 and encodes 1158 amino acids. Gene Ontology annotation, molecular function: nuclear export signal receptor activity. NCBI's taxonomy places the organism in Eukaryota, Viridiplantae, Streptophyta, Magnoliopsida, Ranunculales, Papaveraceae. The record is from RefSeq and is a predicted model, not a curated record. Gene Ontology annotation, cellular component: cytoplasm; nuclear pore. The transcript has 32 exons.
AAGAUAAUCACGGUGGGGAAAGUGGCUGCGCCCGUAAACCCUUCUUGUGUUCCCUCUCUCAUCAAGGGGUUCUUCCCCUCUUCUUCUUCUUCUUCUUCUUCUUCUUCUUCUUCUUCUUUUUUCUGUUUCUGCUACUCACAACUCAGCUUAAUAAAUCUACGGCAUGUCUCAAAUAAGUUGAUAAUAAUGGCUCAUUUUCAUUCCACUAUGCAAGCGAUCGAACAAGCUUGUACUUCCAUCCAGAUGCAUAUCAAUCCAGCACUUGCUGAGGCAACUAUUUUAUCUCUACGUCAAGCUCCUCAGCCAUAUCAAACUUGCCAAUAUAUUCUUGAGAAUUCUCAGGUGGCAAAUGCGAGGUUCCAGGCUGCCGGAGCGAUUAGAGAUGUAGGUAUAAGGGAAUGGGGAUUUCUUCCAGAUGAUGACAAGAGAAGCUUGAUAAGUUUUUGCUUGCGAUUUGUUAUGCAACAUGCGAAUUCAUGUGAGGGUUACGUUCUAGCAAAGGUUUCGGCAGUGACAGCUCAGUUUUUGAAAAGAGGCUGGUUAGAUUUCCUGGUUGCUGAGAAAGAGGCCUUUCUUUUCGAGGUGAACCAGUCUGUUCUUGGCAUUCAUGGUGUGGCUGCACAAUUCACUGGGAUCAAUUUUCUAGAAUCUAUGGUGUCAGAAUUUUCUCCCUCUACAUCAUCUGCUAUGGGCCUCCCAAGGGAAUUCCAUGAGCAGUGCAGGGCUUCAUUGGAGCAUGACUAUUUAAAGAAAUUCUACUGCUGGGCACGAGAUGCUGCUCUAAGUGUCACGAACAAAGUAGUAGAAGGUGAUUCCAGUGUACCCGAAAUUAGAGUUUGCUCUGCUGCACUGCACCUAAUGUAUCAGGUUCUGAAUUGGGAUUUUCAAUGUGACACAAAUACGGCUGCUGCUGUGAAGGAUAGAAUAAACAUCUUCUCUAGUAGACAUGAGGCGACAAUGCUUAAGAAAUCUGAAUGUGUCUUUGUCAAGCCUGGGCCAGCAUGGGGAGAUACGUUGUUAUCAGGUGGUCAUGCUAGUUGGCUCCUGUGUUUGUAUGGGACACUGCGGCAAAAAUUUUCAAGCUAUAGACAGUGGCUUGACUCCCCACUGGCUGUUUCGGCUAGAAAGCUCAUAAUCCAGUUGUGCUCCUUGACAGGGACGAUAUUUCAAUCUGAUAAUGGUCAAAUGCAAGAGCAUCACUUGCUGCAGAUGAUUUCGGGGAUUCUGGAAUGGAUAGAACCUCCUGAUGCUGUAUCAUUGGCUAUUGAACGUGGAAAAUCUGAAAGUGAAAUGCUUGAUGGAUGCCGUGCAUUGCUUUCCGUUGCAUCUCUGACUACCCCUAUGGUGUUCGAUAAGCUAUUGAAAUGUGUAAGGCCUUAUGGAACUCUUAGCUUGUUAUCUUCCUUGACAUGUGAAGUUUUCAAAGCUCGUAUAACUAGUGAUACUGAUGACGAGACAUGGAGUUGGGUGGCAAGGGAUAUUUUGUUGGAUACAUGGACUGCACUGCUUGAGCCAAAGAAUAUAUCUAGUGAUACCGCUGUUCCUCCAGAGGGGAUAAGUGCUGCAUCUGCUGUGUUCAAGUUGAUUGUAGAAUCUGAACUGAAAGUUGCAGCGACAUCGGCCUUCGAUGAUGAGGAUGUCUGUGACUACCUCCGUGCUUCUAUAUCUGCUAUGGAUGAAAGAUUGAGUUCUUACGCUCUUAUAGCACGAGUAGCACUCAAAGAUACAGUUCCACUGCUCACACUGCUGUUCUCUGAGCGCAUAACACAGAUCCAUCAGGGAAGAGGCACAACUGAUCCAACUGCUACACUCGAAGCGCUUUAUUCACUCUUACUGAUAGCGGGUCAUGUUUUGGCGGAUUCUGGGGAGGGAGAGACACUCUUGGUCCCAGAUGCGCUACAAACCUGUUUUAUGGAUGUUCGUGAAACGGAACACCAUCCCGUAGUUGUACUUUCUGGCUCCAUCAUAAAGUUUUCCCAACUGAGUUUAGAUCCUGAAUUAAGAGCGGCCUUUUUUAGCCCUAGACUCAUGGAGGCGGUUAUAUGGUUUCUUGCAAGAUGGUCCGACACAUAUUUAAUGCCACUCGAAAGCGGAAGAGGAAAUAACUGCAAUCCAGCUGACAAUGAAUACCAGAAUGGAUCGCAAAUCUCGAGAAUGGCUUUGUUAAAUUUUUGUGGAGAGCACGAUCAAGGAAGAGCCAUUCUUGAUAUUAUUGUUCAUAUUUCCAUGAUAACACUUACUUCGUAUCCUGGAGAAAAUGAUCUGCAGGCACUUACUUGCUAUUAUCUACUUCCUGCACUUGUUCGGCGGAAAAAUGUCUGUGUACACCUUGUUACACUGGAUUCAUGGCGUAACUUAGCAAAAGCAUUUGCAAAUGAGGAGAGUUUGCUUUCGUUAAGUGGCCGUAAUCAACGUUCACUUGCUGAAACUCUUAUCAGCUCUGCUUCUGGCAUGAGGAAUUCAGAGGAAUCCAAUCAGUAUGUGAGGGAUCUCAUGGGACAGAUGAUAGCACGCUUACUAGAUUUAUCUUGUAAGAACGACCUCAAAUCAAUUGCUCAGCAGCCAGAUGUUAUUCUUUUGGUCAGUUGUUUGUUGGAUCGGCUAAGAGGAGCAGCAAUGGCCACUCAACCUCGAUCUCGGAAGGCAAUAUAUGAGAUGGGUCUCUCUGUGAUGGGCCCUGUUCUUACGCUUCUGGAAAGCUAUAAACAUGAGUCUGCAGUUGUUUACUUGCUACUGAAAUUUGUUGUUAGCUGGGUGGAUGGACAAGUUGUUUUCCUGGAACCAAAAGAGACCGUAGUAGUUGUAGAAUUCUGCAUGCGGUUGCUUCAACUUUACUCUUCCCACAACAUUGGCAAGAUCUCUCUGAGUGUCUCUAGCAGCUUGCUAAGUGAAGCACAAACUGAAAAGUAUAAGGAUUUACGUGCUCUACUUCAGCUCAUCACAAGGCUAUCUUCUAAGGAUAUGAUAGAUUUCUCUUCAGAACCAAAUGAAGUAGACAGUCCCGACAUUGGUCAGGUCAUCUACUUGGGUUUGCACAUUGUAACUCCUCUAAUAUCGUUGGACUUGUUGAAAUAUUCUAAACUUUGCCAUGAUUACUUUGCAUUGCUAUCGCAUAUGUUGGAGGUGUAUCCUGAGAAGGUAGCGCAACUAAAUGCUUCAGCCUUUGCUCAUAUUGCUGGAACACUCGAUUUUGGUCUUCGUCAACAGGACACUGAAGUUGUCAACAUGUGCUUGGGUGCUCUAAAUGCCCUAGCUUCUUUCCAUUACAAGGAGAUAAAUACUGGUAAAGAGGGAUUGGGCCUACAUGCUGCAGGUCACACUGACCCAAGUCGUAAUUCUCAGGAAGGUGUUUUAAGUCGAUUUCUUCAGUCACUGCUGCAGUUAUUGCUCUUUGAGGAUUACAGCACUGAACUUGUCAGCGCAGCAGCAGAUGCUCUUCUGCCUCUUAUUCUUUGUGAACAAGGUGUAUACCAGAGAUUAGGGAAUGAGCUCAUAGAGAGACAGUCAAAUCGAGCAUUAAUAUCUAGGCUGAGUAAUGCGCUACAGGCUCUUACAAGCUCAAACCAACUAUCAUCUUCUCUCGACAGAAUAAAUUACCAAAAAUUCAGAAAGAAUGUUUACAACUUCCUGAUUGAAGUCCGUGGAUUUCUACGGACAAUGUGAUGGUAUAAAAAUAACCCAUUCUGUAAACUGGUUUGAUCAUGUUUUUUUCGUGUUAAAGAAAAUAGUUGUCGAGCGGCCACCUAAUUAUGAGACAGUUACAUUUUGUAUCGUGCA